CAAAAAGCUAUAUUAAGUUAUAAAUACAUUCGAUUUUUUAUGACAAUCAUGCGAUUGAUCACGGUUAAAUAUUUUAAUCGAAUUCACAGCCCUAAUUAUGUUAAAUUAAAAUAAAUAACAUUAAUACAUGAUAGUAAAUUAUUACAUUUUGUCAUGUUUCCACACGGACGGUUUUAAUCGCCGGAUCUGUGCACCGUGGCGGUGAUAGUUUACUUAUUUAUUUAUUAUUUUUUAAAUUUAUGGAAAGAAAGGACGCCGAUUGUAAAUGCGUGUUGCGUGGCAGGUUUUAAUUAUUAUUAUUAUUAUUAUUUAUUUAGUUUUUUUUUUAUUUAGUUUUUUUUUUAUAAAAAUAAUCGUAUUACAUCGCUUUAUAUAUCAAUUUAUUCAGUUAUUACAUGCAAUCAUAUUAUGUGAUAUUGAUAUUAAGUGAUCACGUGAUGUUCAAAUGUUUGGAUUGUUCCAAAUUUUCUAUGGGGGUGCGACCAGGAGCUAAAAUGUUGUACACGUUUUUGUUUCGUUUUUCUUAAGUUAUAUUAGUAUUUUAUUUGUGAUAAUAGUCAGAAAUCUAUCACUAGAUUACGAGUAAAACACUUUAUAUAUAUAUAUUUAAAUAGUUUUAUUAGUUUUGAUAUUCUUUGACCCGCUGUAUAAUAAAAUGUUGAAUGAGCGGGUGGCCGCGCGGUAACCGGAAGUGGACGCUGCGUUGUACCGGAAGCCGGAAGUGCAGGUGUUCCUGUGUGUGUAUGUGUGUGUAUGUCUCCUUGGACGGCCCGGGGAUGGGUCAGAGAGAAAACCUACAUGCAGUUUAACUGAUUCAGACACAAACACCAGAGUUUGGAGGAAAUAAAGGAGUGAAAAUGAAGCGCGACGUCCGGAUUCUGCUGUUGGGGGAACCCAAAGUGGGGAAGACGUCCCUCAUCAUGUCCCUGGUAGGAGAGGAGUUUCCUGAGCAGGUUCCUCUCCGGGCCGAGGAGAUCACCAUACCUGCAGACGUCACGCCUGAGAAAGUGCCGACACACAUCGUGGACUACUCAGAAAGCGAGCAGUCGGACGAAGUGCUGCGCAACGAGAUAGUGAAGGCGAACGUGGUGUGUGUGGUGUACGACGUCACGCAGGAGGAAACCAUCGACAAGAUCCGGACAAAAUGGAUUCCGCUUGUGAACGGCGAGGCUGAGAAAGGCAGCAAGAUUCCCAUCAUCCUGGUGGGCAACAAAUCGGACCUGCGCGCCGGCAGCUCCAUGGAGACCAUCCUGCCGAUCAUGAACCAGUUCUCCGAGAUCGAGACGUGCGUGGAGUGUUCCGCCAAGAACCUGAAGAACAUCUCCGAGCUUUUCUACUACGCGCAGAAAGCAGUUCUGCACCCGACAGCGCCGCUCUACGACCCCGAGAGCAAACAGCUGAAGUCACAGUGUGUUCGAGCCCUCAGUCGAAUCUUCAGCAUCUCUGAUCAAGACAACGAUCGGAUCCUGAGCGACGCUGAACUCAACAGCUUUCAGAAAUCCUGUUUCGGGAACCCUCUGGCUCCUCAGGCUCUGGAGGACGUCAAAACGGUCGUGUGGAAGAACACAAAUGAAGGCGUGCAGGACAACGGCCUGACACUUAAUGGUUUCCUGUUCCUCAACACGCUGUUCAUCCAGAGGGGACGCCACGAGACCACGUGGACCAUCUUGCGCAAGUUCGGCUACGACGACACGCUGGAGCUGACAGACGACUACCUCUAUCCCGCACUGCGGGUUCCUGUCGGCUGCACGACGGAGCUGAACCACCUCGGCUAUCAGUUCCUCCAGAGGCUCUUUGAAAAGUACGACGAGGAUAAGGACUCGGCUCUUUCGCCCGCAGAGCUGAAGAACCUGUUCUCCGUGUUCCCCUACACGCCCUGGUCCGAGUCGGUGUACAGCAGCGUCCCCACCAAUGAAGACAACUACAUCUCCCUACACGGCUACCUCUGCCAGUGGACGUUGUCAGCGUACCUGGGCGUCCACAGGUGUCUCGAACAUUUAGGGUACCUGGGAUACCCCAUUCUGAUGGAGCAGGACUCUCAGACGUCAGCCAUUACUGUAACCAGAGACAAGGCGUCUGAUCUGGAGAAGCGUCAGACGCAGCGCUCGGUGUUUCUCUGCAAGGUGAUCGGACCGCGCGGAACAGGAAAGACCGCCUUCCUUAAAGCCUUUCUUGGGCGCAGCCUGGAGGGUGACGAGCAGCACCCCGGCGCCUUCUCUCUCCACACCAUCAACACCGUCUCGGUCUCCAACCAGGAGAAGUACCUCAUCCUGGAAGAAGUGGACGUGGAAGCGGAGUUUCUGAAAGCGGCGGACGCGGCGUGCGACGUCGCGUGUCUGAUGUACGACGUCAGCGAUCCGGACUCGUUCAACUACUGCGCUAGUAUUUACAAGCAGCACUACAUGGCGAGCGGCGUGCCCUGCGUGGUGCUGGGCUCCAAAGCCGACCUUCUUGAGGUGAAGCAGCAUCACGGGAUGAGUCCGGCCGAGUUCUGCUACAAACACAGACUUCCUGCGCCGCUCCGCUUCUCCACGAUCAACACGCACGGCGACACGAACAUCUACAGCAAGCUCGUCUGGGCCGCCAUGUACCCGCACCUGAACGGUUCGGACCUGAACGGCACGACCUUUUGGCUGCGCGUGACGCUCGGGGCGAUGGGAGCCGGCCUGCUGGGAUUCGCCUUCUACAGAGCUUUCAGCAGACACAAAUAACACACACGCACACACACACACACACACACUUCAGCAACAUUCUCCCAUCAGUGGACUCGGAGGUUUGUCCUGUUUACCUCUGAGUUUUUGACCUUUGGAGGCGAGUGCACACACACACACACACACACACACACACACACACACACACUUAGUCUCUCCCUUUCACAAUCACGUCUGCAUCAGCGUGUACGUGUGAGACAUUUGUUCAGCCUUUAUUGAUAGGAAGCAGGUGGUUGCUGUAUUAUUACACACACACACUAUUUUUUUAACGAGACUCCGCCCACCUCAGGUUCCUGCGCCUCGGAUCUUUAGAUACAUUCUGCAUCCCUGCUAAUUAUGCGUUUCCAUAGUGUGUUUUUUUUUUUUAUCAGAUAUGCUGGAAUUCUCACACACACACACACACACACACACACACACACACUCCUGCCUGGUUUAUUCCCUUUACUGGAAUGAGCUUUUUAAUUGGGAUGGUGUUCAACAGAGAUAUUUUGUAAUAAACGUUUCUUUUUUUCCCUCCA
This is a messenger RNA of Silurus meridionalis, 3229 nucleotides long. RefSeq names its product ras homolog family member T2 (gene rhot2). Gene Ontology annotation, cellular component: mitochondrial outer membrane. The transcript has 19 exons. Bases 858 to 2711 code for a protein of 617 amino acids. The record is from RefSeq and is a predicted model, not a curated record. Gene Ontology annotation, biological process: small GTPase-mediated signal transduction; mitochondrion organization. Gene Ontology annotation, molecular function: calcium ion binding; GTP binding; GTPase activity. Lineage: Eukaryota; Metazoa; Chordata; Actinopteri; Siluriformes; Siluridae.